AGGUACUGAUGAUGACCGAAAAUAUUCUGCCCAUGUCGUAAAGAUUUAAUUGGAACUUUUUUAAACUCAAUCUGAAUACGGGAAAUACUGAUUAUUGAUCUAAUCUCUUGGUAGCGUAAUCCAGGUUCAUUUUGAUAAGCGCUGCAGUUCAUGCUCUGUUAUCAUGCUAUUCGUUAUCAGUAACGUUGCUUCAUAGAGCAUCACUAGAAAGUGCUGAUGAAUCGACACAUUUUUUAUCAUUUCCCCAAUUUUAUUACCUCAUUUUAAUCUUCAACUGAUUAGUGCUGAGGGCCGAGGGCGCUUUGCAAUUCGUGGAUAAUUAUUAAUUAUCCAAUAACUUCUAGAAAACACAUACCAGAUUACACGUACCAGAUGUUCAGUAUUUAAGAGGGUUUAGGAACAUGCAUACAUAUCAUUUACUGAUUUAUUGUAAGAGGACUGUCGUAUAUCCUUCAGUUCAUACUUCAUCCCAUUAUACUUCACCCCUAGCAGCUGAUUUCUCUAUUUGUUAUCAACACCCCUCUAUAGAGCCUACUUGAGUUACAAAGCAUUUAUCGCUGAUUUACUGUCACAGUUGUUACUGUUUUAACUCACCUGUUUUAUUUGCACAUAUCCGACUAACAGCCUCCUCUACGUGCCAACUUUCUAUCUUCUUCUCUGUUAUUUUCUCGUACAACUCCUUUACAAAGCGUGUCUCGAACUCGUUGAGGGAUAGAGCGGACGACAUGACUGAGACGGAGCUCAGUGAGAUGGCAGAUACAGCUGCUAACACAGAUCCUUUGAAAGGGAGUAAUAAUCUUCCUGAGGAGAUGGAACUUAACAAAGUGUACGAGACUAUUGGUGUUGGUACAUCACAAGGUAUCUUCUGGACAAUAAGUUUCCUGAUAGCCUACUCUGACUAUGCAGAGCUCACUCUCAUUGCUCUCAUUAUGCCGUAUUUGCGGUGCGAGUGGGACCUCACCGAAACCUUUGAAGCAACCAUAACCAUCACUAUAUUCUUUAUAUACGCCAUCAGUGCACUAAUAUUCGGGAAGGUAUCUGACAUAUAUGGCCGGAAGAGAGUCAUGUCAGUGACAAUAGUUAUCCUAGUAAUAACUGCAGUUGGAGCUGCGUUAGCUACUAACAAGUACAUCUUCCUUGUGUGGAGGUCAAUAGCUGGAGCCUGUAUCGGAGCUAACUUUGCUACUGUAGUUGUGUACUCAACUGAGUUCUCCCCAACAAGUCACAAGUCCGUGGGACCACUGAUUUCAUUGAUGGGCAGUUAUGUGUCCAUGUUUUUGGUCAAUAUAGUGGGUUAUUUUGCCAUCAACGCUCUCGGCUGGAGAUGGGUGAUAAUAAUCAUCACCAUACCUAUAAUUCCAGGAUGGAUAUUGUUGAUGAUCAUGCCGGAGACCCCUCGAUAUCUCUGUGUGAGUGGAAAAAACGAAGCAGCACUGAAAGCAGUGCGUCUCAUGGCUAAACUGAACAAAGCUUCUUUGCCAGAGAACCUAGAAGUGUUCUGUCAUCAGAACAAACAGUUGGGAUCCUUUAAGAUGAUUUUAGGAUCUGGUUCAGAACACAGGAAACCAGCUGUUCUCCUCAGUAUCAUGUACUUUUGUAACAUCUUCAUUGAGACAGCAGUCCUUGUGUUCCUACCCCUUGCUUUUAUCUCCCAGUUCUGUGGUGGGGAAAGUGGUGCUCCCGAGAGGGACAGAUGCCAGCCCCUUUCUCAGAGUGAUCUCUGGAAGCUGUCUGGAUCAGCUUUUGGUUCUCUUGCUGGCUGCAUGGCUGCUUACUUUGUGGCUAAAUGUCUGGGACGUCUCAAACCAACCAGGGGCAGCAACAUACUACAAAUAAUCACUUUUGGAUUGAUGUUUAAAUGCUUCAAUGAUACCUAUCUCUUUGGGGUAGCGACAGUUAUCAAAAUAAUCAAUGCCUUCAUCUGCAUGAUGAUCUGGUUUAUCAUACCAGAGAGCUUCCCAACUAUGAUUCGCAACACCGCAACAGGAAUGAUUAACUCUUCUGGUAAACUUGGGGCAGUAUUAGGCACAGCGAUGGUGUACCUGCUCUUCUAUGCUAGUCCUGUUGCUGUGGUUAUCUGCUUUGUAGUUAUAUCUGCCAUUACUUGCAUUUGCAGCUUCUUGCUCACAAAGGAGACACAGGACGUGGCACUCAUGGACACUUAGGCUUAAGAACUUACUUUAGCUACAAAUUCUUUUAGUUGCUUCUUCGUAGUCAUUUGAAACCAGCAGAUACAGACCACAGUUUGAAUUUGAAAAAAAUAUUUCUAUCAUUCCUUUGAUGUUUCCAGAUUAUUCCAUUAUGAAACGUUAAAGCUGAAUUUAAAAAGCUGAUUUUUGAUGCAGGUAAAUUUUCGAUGUAGAUAAACACUUAAAGCCUGAUUUGUAAAUUAAAUUCUUGUGAAUGCUAGUUGUAAUUCGUGUACAUAACUUAUU
Messenger RNA from Bolinopsis microptera, 2435 nucleotides. RefSeq names its product putative transporter svop-1. The transcript has 4 exons. NCBI's taxonomy places the organism in Eukaryota, Metazoa, Ctenophora, Tentaculata, Lobata, Bolinopsidae. The coding region runs from base 726 to 2165 and encodes 479 amino acids. Gene Ontology annotation, cellular component: membrane. Gene Ontology annotation, molecular function: transmembrane transporter activity. Gene Ontology annotation, biological process: transmembrane transport. The record is from RefSeq and is a predicted model, not a curated record.